UGUAAACCUGCAAAGAAUUCCCUCGAAUAAAUAAAGUCUGCAAGGAAAGGGGAGAAAAAAACGUAGGAAGCAUCGGGAGGAGGCAUGGCCGGACGACAAUACCUUUCAGCGCCCGACGCCAUUACACUCCGGGAAGCCUCUCAUUCGAGGGCAAAACCUACAAUUGCCGACGCACGCCUCCUCCACCGUGUCGCUCAACCAUCAUCGGCCGCUCUAGAAGACCGAAUUGCAAUCCAGCACCGCGAGAUCCAAUCCCUACUUGUCGACAACCAACGGCUCGCAGCUACCCACGUGGCGCUCAAACAAGAGCUCUCCGCCACGCAGCAGGACCUUCGGGUUUUAUCGGCGGCUGCAGCAAGCACCAAGGCCGAGAAAGACGCUCAGGUGCGAGAUGUCUACGAGAGGUCGUUGAGCAUGGAGGCUGAGGCGCGUAAGGUCGAAGACGUGGCCGCCGAGCUGGCUCAGGUGCGGCUCGACGUCCAGACACUCAGCGCGAGUCGGAAGGAGCUCGUUGUACAGUUGCAGGCCGUCGAAGAUGACCUUGCCAAAGCUCGCCUUGAUUCUAAGCCAGUCUUGGCUGUCAAGGCUGACAUUGAAGGCGUGAACCGGGAGAUUCAAAGAGGAAGGGAUGCAAUCGAACAGGAGAAGAAAACCCGUGUCCAUAACUCUAAGCAUCGUCAGAUAAUGGAGAAACAUAUGGCUUCCAUGGCUAGUGAAAUAGAGAAACUGCAAAUUGAGCUGGCUAAUGCAGAAAGGCGAGCAAGGGCUUCAGUUGCAGCCACUGUAGCAAACCCAAGUAAGUUAAUUCCAGAUAAUCGUUUCCUCUUGAGCUGUAAUCAUUUUCAAAAUUCAACUACACUUGAGGGUCUUUGUUUUUUUUUUUUCCUUCUCCUUUUCAAAUUGGUCUUCAAUUAUAAGUUUUUUAAUUUAGAUGCAGGGUAUGGUGCAAUCUCUGGAAGCACUGAAAUGGUCUAUGGAGGACAAUCAUAUCCCAACCCUUAUAGCAUGCAUCGGGUAUGGCCUUAGAAUUUCAUCAUUCUCUUUCAAUUAUAAGAUGUUUAGGGAAAUGUGGUUUCCUAAUUGUUAGAUUUACACCAUGGGAAGAAAGAUAUAAGACUAUUAGCAUCUUCACCAAGAAGUACACGGCCACACAUGUUUGAUAUUCUCUAAUAAGAAAAUAAUAGGUGAUCACCUUAUAUGUCAUUACAUACUUGUCCUUAGUAUCAUCCAGAUAGAUCCUAUAAACAGUACAUAACAUGUUUCACAAAAUUAUAUAUUAUGAGCACACAGUGGUGCGGUGGAACCCCUAAUGAUUGUAGGGAACGCACACUAAUGAGGGUUUUUGGUUAGAGGAACAAAAACACAUGAAUAUGUAUAAGAACAAAAUGGAAUAAAAUAUAAUGUGCAUAAAAAAAUUAUUAUUUUAUUUUUUAUCUAGUAUUGGAAUGGUAUUUCUUCUUAUUUUUUAAGCAGAAUAUUCAUUCCACCGAAAUAAUAGAAAAAUCAUUCUACAAAUGACAUUCUAAUAAUUUAAAAUGCAACUAAAUAAAAGAAUAAAAUGAAACAUUUAGAAUAUUUUAUAUUUGAAUUUGAAAUACAAUUAAAAAUAAACUAAUAUUUUAGAAGAUAUUUUGUUACUCCAGUACUGUUAUAGUCUUCUGGUUGCCUAUAAUUUCUUAAGGCAGCUUAAUGUAGCAGGUGACAAGCAACAAGUGAUAGGUCUAGCUCGUAGUUCUUAGGUAGCACAUUGAAGUUUUUAUUGAGAAUGGUGAGGUCCUUAGAGAGUAGAGAGCAAGAAGCUCGUUACUAUGGAGCAUGUAUUCAUGUUGUCACUUUGUCAUUACCACCUAAUAUUAUGAGAUACUUGAUCACUUUCUUAGACGGUAUAUCAGUUUUCUAGACAGUGUUUGUUGUCUUUAUAAGUUAACUGACAUGUGUUGUCGGAACGAGUUCAUUCAUAUAGUCGAGUUUUUAAUCAGCUUAACAAUUGUCUCUAGCUUUUGAGUCCGUUAAAGUAGAGCUACAAGUUCUGUGCAUAAUAUACAUGUUGAUCUUAUGAGGUAUUUAUCAGUUGUAUAUACUUUACAACCUAAAGCUAAUGGAAGAUAUUGUUGCAGUUCAGGUGUACAGUUAUUAAUAAGUGGUGUAAAAAUGUUACUGACGGAGUGCUCUCUUGACAUAAUCCUCCAAUGAUGAAAUUUAUAGAAGACACAAUAAUCAUCUUAACCCUACAAGUAGUUUUGAAUGAACAACUUAGAUAUUUUCUACACUUAAUGAUUUAUAAUAGACAGAAUAAUCAUCUUAACCCUACAAGUACAUUAGAUUGUGAAUUAUGCGAUUCAGAAACACCACAUGAGAUUAACAAGUCUACUAGGCACAAAAGUUUUAGCUUUACUUCAUGGUCUUUAAAGCUAGAGCAAUUACUAUGUUAGUCAACUCAUGAGGUCAGCGAGUAUUAGUCUAGAAAAUUGAUAUUUAAUCUCAAUAAGUGAUUUAACAUUUAAGUGUCUAACAUAUAACUAGAUAAAAAAUUGAUUUUCAAUCUCAAUAAGUGAUUUAAGUGUCUUAACAUAUAACUAGAUAAAUGUGAGGUGACUAAUGGAUAGUUUGUUAUGAGGGUUUGAUUUUUUGGAAAUGAGAAUUUAAAAUCAAAUUUAUGUUUAGUAUGAUUUAAGUGAAGAAUUUAUAUUUGUGUGGGUCCAACUUUGAAGUUUAUUUUUAGGUAAACUCAAAUUAACACUUUGAGAUACCCAAACACCCCAUAAGUGAUGAAAAGCUAACUAGAAAGCUACAACCUUCUACAUUAGGAAUGCUCCCCAAGGACCUACUCCUUGCAUACGAUAUAUACUCUUAAGAAUUUCGAGAUGUUACCUAAGAAUUACGAGCUAGAUUUGUUGCCUAUUUGUCACGUGUAACACUUGGAAAUUUGAACAAGAAAAAAAAAAGGAACAGAAGAGAUAAUGUAAUAUUAUUUGUAUGUUGAAUUUGAAUUAUAUUAUUUUGUAUUUUUUUUUUAAAUGGAAUAUUAUUUUGUAUUUAAAUAGAUAUGGUCGCAUUUGAAAGUGAUUAAUCUUGUUAUUUUAAAUUAGAAUCAGUCGACACUUUCUGAAAACAUGAUGGGAAAAAUAACCAUUGUAAAGUGGCUUUUGUUUUCUCUUUCAAAAAAAUAAAAAAUAAAAAAAUAUAUAUAAAUAUAAUAAGCUUUUGAUAUUUCCACGAUUCUCUCAAGUGUGUUUUCUCCUAAAAUUAGUUUUUUAAGUUAUGUGUAAGAAUCAGAAGUACAGAUGCUUAUAAUGUGUUUAUUUCGCUUUAGAAUCACAAUAAAUUAUUUACUUGUUUUAAAAAUUAUCUAAAUUAAAAUUAUAUUUUUAAUAUUAAACU
Molecule: messenger RNA, 3381 nt
Organism: Cannabis sativa
Lineage: Eukaryota; Viridiplantae; Streptophyta; Magnoliopsida; Rosales; Cannabaceae
Product: protein FLC EXPRESSOR
Exons: 2
Coding region: 85-1026 (313 amino acids)
Source: RefSeq, a predicted model, not a curated record